Molecule: messenger RNA, 744 nt
Organism: Parascedosporium putredinis
Lineage: Eukaryota; Fungi; Ascomycota; Sordariomycetes; Microascales; Microascaceae
Source: the annotation of a GenBank genome assembly
AUGCAUAACAGAGUCGUCACGUCUGUUCGCCCUCAUCAGGACAAGAUGAAAGAACAAUCCGAACGCUGUGGUACGGAAGUAAUCACGGACACUGUUUCUUUGCUCGACCUGUCAACACAGCCCUUCAAAUAUACUACUGAGUUUGGUUCCGAGACUCACACAGCCGAUGCUGUCGUGAUUGCAACUGGUGCCUCUGCACGUCGCCUUCAUCUCCCAGGCGAGGACAAGUAUUGGCAGCGUGGUAUCUCCGCUUGUGCUGUAUGCGAUGGCGCUGUUCCUAUCUUUCGGAACAAGCCUUUGAUUGUCGUUGGUGGUGGCGACUCCGCAGCGGAGGAAGCGCUCUUCUUGACGAAAUAUGGCAGCCAUGUGACAGUGCUAGUCCGCCGGGAUAAGCUGCGAGCUAGCAAGACAAUGGCCAACCGGCUGCUCUCUAAUCCCAAGGUUACAGUCCGGUUUUCUACUCAACCAGUCGAGGUCAGGGGUGGUGAUGACGGACUUAUGAAUGCCCUUGUCACUAAAAACUCCGAGACUAGUGUGGAAGAAGUCCUUGAGGCAAACGGUCUCUUUUACGCAAUAGGGCAUGAUCCUGCCACGUCUCUCGUCAAGGGGCAGCUUGAGACUGACGUCGAUGGCUACAUAGUAACAAAACCUGGCACAACCUUGACAGCAGUGGAGGGUGUUUCGCCGCUGGCGAUGUUCAGGACAAGAAAUAUCGACAAGCAAUCACGAGUGCGGGUAGGUUAA